CUUCCUAUACUAAAAGUAUCUUGUUGUAUACUUAUCAAAUAGGAACUACUAUGUUAUCAUGAUUUCUUGUAGGCAAUUAAAAUAAUUAAGCUAUCUGUCAUGCUUUCUAAUCAAGUGUUCUUAUUCUAGCUGACAAAUCCAGACCACCUUCAUCAAGCCCUUCCAGCAUUAUUCGCCGGACUUCCUCACUGGAUACACUUGCUGCACCAUACCUGGCUGGACAGUGGCCUCGUGAUAAUCACGGACAAGCUGCUCCGUGUAUGAGAGACAAAGCCACACAGACAGAAAGUGCCUGGGCUGAAGAAUAUUUGGAAAAGAAGAGAAGCUCACACAAACGUUCAGCAUCAUGGGGCAGCAAUGAUCAACUCAAGGAGAUUGCAAAACUACGUCAACAGUUGCAGAGGAGCAAACACAGCAGCAGGCAUCAUCGCGAUAAAGAAAGACAGUCUCCAUUUCAUGGUAACCAUGCAGCCAUUAACCACAGUCAGGCUCCCAUCCCAAAGAGUGCUCUUGUUCCUGUGAUACCUAUUACCAAAUCAACAGGAUCACGAUUCCGAAACAGUGUAGAAGGACUGAAUCAGGAGAUUGAGAUAAUAAUUAAGGAGACGGGAGACAAAGAGGAACAGCUUGUUCCUCAAGAUAUUCCAGAUGGGCACCGUGCACCACCUCCGUUGGUUCAGCGUAGUAGUAGUACUCGCAGCAUUGAUACCCAAACGCCUGGUGGAGCAGACGUGGGUAGCAACAACAGCAGCCGCUCCCAGUCAGUAUCUCCAACCUCAUUUCUUACCAUCUCUAAUGAAGGCAGUGAAGAAAGUCCGUGUUCUACAGAUGAUCUUAUUGCUGAUUCCAGAGAUAAAGAGAAUGGUAAUAAUUCUCCCUUGCCAAAAUACGCUACCUCACCAAAACCCAACAACAGCUACAUGUUCAAGCGUGAACCUCCAGAGGGCUGUGAAAAGGUGAAAGUCUUUGAGGAAAGCUUGCCAAAAGCAUUGCAUGAAAUUCCAGCCUUCUACUGCCCUGACAAGAACAAAGUGAAUUUCAUUCCUAAAAGUGGCUCUGCUUUCUGUCUUGUCAGCAUCCUCAAGCCACUUCUUCCCACACAGGAUCUCACACUUAAGGGCACUACUCACAGCCUGACUGUCUCCUCCGGCAUGACACCCAGUUUGUUACAGCCCAUUUCUAUGGCCUCCUUGUCUACAAACACAGAUCAAGACAGGAUCUCUCGUGGAACAAGUACAGUAAUACCACAGACCUCUAUACUCCAGCAAUCGGGACAUAUUGAGGAAACUGAAGGAUAGAUUUAGAUUGUCUUGACAUUUCUCUGGGCAACUACUGGGAAAAAAUUGGAACCAGUUGACUGGACCUUUCGAUCACACUAUUUGCAUUGUUUUAACAGUUUAUGGCACUGUCAUAAUUUGAACUGUUUAUAUAAUUGACAGUUUGGUAGCACAUUGAGAAGUUCAGAAGGAUGCAGCAGCUUGAUGCUCUGUUGCACUUUCUGCUUAUGAAGACUCUGGUUCUGUUUCUCUCCUGCUUUUUUAAACACUGGUGAAAACAAAGACUGUCAUAAUCCUUUGCCAUUUAAAGGACCACUUGUGAUGCUGUGUGUCCUUUGACUUUUUUUCCCCAUUAAAACAAAAAUCUCAAGACCAACCAGCUGAUCCCAUUUACCAUUGUAAUCUGCAGAGGGAGGGGCAAUCAGAUGGUUUUGCAAGAUGUCUUUUGUAUGAAAAUGUGUAUUUUGUAACAAAAAUUUGCCUUUUCUUGUGUGUAGCAGAUGGUGUUUAGAAGACACUUUCCUGAUGACGACACCCCCCUCCCUUUUCUUUUCUUUUUUUUUUUAAGGGAAGGUUCUUUUUUACUUGGCUGUUUUACAGCUGCUGGGACCAAAGGAUUGUUGAAGUAUUUCAGCAGUCUCAAAUUAUGUGACCUUGCUGAACAGCCUCAGCCCUAAACAAAGUAAGGCAAGUUAAUACAUUUGAAACUUUUAACACAGAAAAGUAUCCAAAAAGCAGUGUUAGUAUAUUAGUGUACACUUUUUUGAUAUCAGAAGUUUGUGCUUCAGGUAAGUCACUUUCUUAAAACUCCUUCCUUCACAGAAUUCUCACCAGUGUUUGUUUAUUGGCUGGAAAAUUGCAUUUUAAAGCACUUUCCCCAGUAUUGUUCUAUUUGUCCAUAGGGUUUUUGUGCAGGGUUGGGGAAAAAACAUGUUCUCCUCUUACUUGGUAUUUUUUCUUCCAGAAAAUAUGCCACUUGCCUCUUACAGGCUUGCUUGGCUACUUACGGAGUUAGUCAGCCUGAAUUGUUGGUCACUCUUGGCACAAAUUUGCUCUGACAUGACUCAUCACUGUAUUAUAGACCCUGGCCACAUAAUACUGAAAUAUCUGUGCAUGAUUUUUUCCCUUUUGUCAUAGUGGAUUUUUGUGUGUCUGUUGAAGAUGGUUUGUCAGGCAUGGUAUCUGUUACACAGAAGUUUACAGCAGCAGAUACAUUCUGCCUUUUUGACUAGCAACUUAGGCUGGCAUGUAAAACAAAGGAUUUUUUGAUACCUGGUCUGUCCUGAUAUGCAGCAGUUUAUGGUUCCUUUGAAAUUACAAUAAAAAGAUUAAAAUGGGGGGGAAAGGCAAUUGCAAAUGAAAACUGUUCAGCCACUUCAGUGAGGUCUCUUAUAUGUUCCUGGAGUGCAUUACUUGGGUUUGAGUAAAUACAGGUUAGAUAUGCAAAAAACUGCAGUGACCUGAAUACCAAUGUCAUAUCAACUUAUAAAACAAAUCGAUCUUGUACCUCUUUUACAGAGUUAGAUUCAGUAAUUUCAAAGUAAGUGUCAUCAUGGACAGUCUCUGGGUCUGAAUAUUGGUCUGUUACACAUGAGCAGUUUUCACUGGUUUGCAUAUACAUAGCUUCCAUGGAUCAGUUCCAUACUCAGGUCCCCUCAUAACUGCAUCUAUUUAAAGAUGAUACUGCAAAUAUAACAGUUUUGUUCAGUGCUUAAUAUGCUAAAUUUGGUUGUAAACAUUGUCACUUGGGAGGAAAAAAAGCCCUGCAUACUUGUGCAGGUAGUUGUAGUUUUGAUACACAUUUACUGUUCCUUUAAAUUCUGCAUAAGUAACUGUGAUAGCAAUGUACUUUACUUAGCAAGUAAGUGUAAAUCAUACUAGCAUGCGCAACUCCUGUGUUCAUAGUAUAAUGAACCCUUAUUAAAACGUUAUGCAAAAAUUCAGCAAAUUAAAAAUGUACCAGGAAUUAUUAAAAUAUUAGACCUGUUAAAUUAACUAACAAGCAGAACUUGGUUUAUUAUCAUUCUUUCCAUCAAAAUAGAUAGGAUUGUGCAGAUGGGACUAAAGAACUCUGUUUUGAACUAACAGCUCUGAUACAAUGAAGAAGUUGUUGAGGGACAGAGUUUUAAAGUAAGUGGCUUUGUGCAGCACAUUUUUGUAAUUUGGCCAGUUGAUAGUUCCUUUCUAGGCUUUGUGAAUAUUAAUUAGUUUCUUCUGAAACAGUUAUAGUGCAAUUUGAAGUCUAAAAUUUACUGCUUUAGAUAAACCUGGUAUGAUUGGAUUCAUGGAAGGUCAGAUCAUUCAGGUGAAGGAAGUGCUUGUAAGUCUGUGUUCUGUUUCUGUAACAGUAGCAUGUAAAGAGUUUCUCCAUCAAUGCCAAGCUGCCUAGUGCUUUAUCCGGAGAUCUUAACUGAAUGGUUAAGAACCAAAGGGCUAAAGUUAACAAAUAGCCUUUAUUACAGCCUUGAGACUUAACUGACUUCACCAAACUGCAUUCAGAUGUGUGUUUUCAUCACAGAGUGACUCUCCCAAAUAGCAGUGGACUUUCUUUUGCACCUGUUGUAGUACUUGAGCAUCGAUUUGGUAGUUUACAUUGUAUGUUAUUGGACAGUGUACUGUACAAAUUAGUGAGCUGCUCUGAUAAAAACCAAAUGUAAAUGUGUGAGGUUUUUGCUUUUUAUAGAAACAAACUGCAUUCAGGACAACAUUCAGUCUUUUUUAUAUUCAGGACAACUCUGCUAUUGCUGUGGCAGCUCUACUUUAUUAUGAAUACACGCUAAAGACUCAGCAUUAAGAAAAUAUGACAGCUCUUGUUCUGAGACCAGCUUUUACAUGUGUGCAUACAAAUAUUAGCCUUAAACUUUUUAUGUGCUGUCUUGUGCCAGAGCAGAGUUGUUAAAUAAAGUAUUUAAAUUUAUUUCAAAAUAGCCUUGAGAGUGCAUGGAGCUUUUUAAAAAUUCUUUUAUGUAUAGAGUGGGGUAUUCAGUUUUUUGGGGGGGGGGUUGAUCCAUGCAUUACUCAAGCAGUUUUACUGAAAGAGUUCAAGUUCUUUUGGCAUACUUUAAAUCUGAACUAUGCAUAGACCUGGUCAGUUCCUUGAUUGCCUACUUUGUAGCUUAAGAAAAAUUAAAGGUCUAUUUUUAUGCACAACUUGGCACACUUGAUAUUCCUGUUUUCUUGGUGUUUUACACUUCUAGCCACACUUAAAGGCUGGCGACAGUGUUCAGUAACACUGACAGUUGAUUUUGAGAUAUACUAAAUGGUGUUCCUCCAGUUGUAAAUCCUGCAUAAGUCACAAGGAAGGAGGUCAUCGUUGUAAUUAAGGUCUGUGGUGGCAGCUAUGACUAUUGGAAUCCUUUUUUCUUUUUUUUUUUUUUUUAAAAAAAAAACUCCAACAAAUCAACUCAAGGCACAAGGGAAGAAGACAUCUGUGUUAAACUUUGAACUUGCUUCAGCUGUUCUUUCCUUGCUUGGUGCCAUAAUCCUGUAGCAACAAAUUUAAGUACAUGGAAGGUAAAAGAUAGUGCUUGAGUACAUAUAUCUUGGAAGGAAAUUCUUGAUUGCACAUACAUAUCUCAAGUGAGAGGAAAAAGGGAGUGAAAAUUAAGUAUUGCAUACUGUGGAAGUAAAUGAUUGCUGUGUUUGAUUUACAUAAAGCAAUAGCAGCUCUUUAAAAGUAUAUUUAGUCUCAGGGCUAUUUUUUGGUUUGUUCUAAAAUACAGUUUCCUGGAGUUGAGAACCUGAGAUUGUUAGAAAACACUGAAGCUGAGCCUUUUAGGAAGAAAAACACAAAGUCAUAUCCGUUAGCCUUUCUUCUGCCUCAGGCCUAACUUCUUGUUGCUUAUUGGGACUAAUAGAAUUCAGUGUUACAGCAAUAAUUCCUUGCUAAGUAUAUAUUCUCUCCCUGCCAUCUCUGAAACACUGAUGUCUUCACAGUAACUCACUGCCAGUGAAAUCCCUGUUUCCUUGCUGAAUACCUGACAGCUUCUCUGUGAAAGGGUGAGAGAGAAUGCAUAAAAGACUUGCAGUUACAAAGAUCAGUGCUGCAGGGUGACUUCUUGGAUAUCUUGAUUUCCAUUUGACUCAUGAGCACAGACACAUACAGUCUGUGUGGGUCUGUUGCUUUUAUCUUUAUGGUUCGAGGCAGGACUGGUAUUUGAAAGAACCUUUUUUAAUGGACAGACUGCAGACCUGUUCCCAUCCAGAACUGAUGUGCACUUAGAUGUAUCUCCAAAGCAAAGCUUAUGUGUAAUUCUUACUUGUUCUCAUGAAAUGAAUAUAACCUGCAAAAAAGACCUUUGACAUAAAAACAUCCAAACACUUGAGAAUGUCAGGACUGUGCUUUCUCUAUAUAAUUCCAUAGUUUUAAGUGUGUGUCCUUUAUCAGAUGUCAUAGCCUAAAGAUGUUGUUAUGGUUUACACCCAAACCAGGUUGGCAUGUAUUAAAACAAAAAUGUUUGCUCUUAAAAAAAGUAAUAGCACCUACAUCUUUCUUAACCUAGGGAGAUGAAAAGCACUGUGGAAGAAUUGGUUUCAUUGUGAUCAAAGAUUUCUUAUGGAAUUGUUUUUCUAAACCUGGGAAUCCCAGGGAACAAAAUGACCACUGAUUGCAAGAUGUACCUGUAUAUUUUCUUGACAUGAGUUUGUGAGUGUUCAGCAACUCUAAAAAUCAGUUCUGCUCUUAGCAUUUUGUUUAUACAAAGAAUGACCUAGAUGCAUUGUUCUGAAACUGUUACUUUGUGUGUCAAGUCAAGUGAGGAGAGAAGGUUAACUAUUCACAAAUGUUUUGUGAAAUUCCAGUCCUGUACCCCAUCUGAACUGCAACAGUUUCUGAAUGCUCCAAAUGUAAAUGGAGUCCUGUUAGCUGCUUGCUCGAUUUCAUUGCAUGUCAUCAGUAAAUACUUAAGGUACGUGCAUCUUUGUUUAAUAAUUCUUCAUUGGGAUGUGUAUUUGACUACGGAGACUUCUGUAGUGUUGACAGGUUUGAAUUGCAGAAGAGGACUUGGCCUGAUAACACUGCAAGUUAAUAUUUCUUACACAAAUUCCUUCUGAAACAACUAUCUUUGGAAAAAUCUAGUAAACUAAAAAAAAUGUAAACCCUUUCUGGUUACCUCAUCUACCCUAAUUAACAGUGUACUGAUAGUUAAAGAACAAUAUUGCUUGGCUUUAUUCUAAAUUAUUUCAUUUAUUGAAAUGUGCAAUUUUUGAGGGUAGCAGUCAGGGGGUGUCCAAAAUUGCCAUUAGAUAUGCCUUUGUAUGAGUUGGCUGAUGUGUUUUCCUCUGUUACACUGUGAUAACUUGUGGAGAUGUUCUUGCAUAUGUUGUAAUGAUAGGUUACUUGUUGCAUGUAAGGCGAUUUUUGUAAGCAAGAGGAAUUCCAGGGAUGUUCUGCAAAAAAAGGGCCUAUUCUGAGUUGAUGUACACUGGUGUAAAACUGGAGCAGCUCGACUAAUUUCAAUGGAAUUCUUGAUUUACACUAGUGUCUUUGCUAUGUGUAGUUAUGCCAGUACUACUUUGCACAAUAUUAUUUUGAAUCUUGAGUUCUGACUUGUGAACUGUUUCUACUGAAAACAGUGAAAAUUUUACAAACUGCAAUAGUGGAAUGGUUUUGGGCUUUUUUUUUUUUUUUGCCUGAAAUAAAGAGUCA
Messenger RNA from Athene cunicularia (burrowing owl), 6924 nucleotides. It is a transcript of the gene FAM117B, whose product is annotated as family with sequence similarity 117 member B. The transcript has 7 exons. The record is from RefSeq and is a predicted model, not a curated record. Bases 261 to 1298 code for a protein of 345 amino acids. Lineage: Eukaryota; Metazoa; Chordata; Aves; Strigiformes; Strigidae.